Molecule: messenger RNA, 3968 nt
Organism: Triplophysa rosa
Lineage: Eukaryota; Metazoa; Chordata; Actinopteri; Cypriniformes; Nemacheilidae
Product: E3 ubiquitin-protein ligase RNF19A
Exons: 10
Coding region: 298-2145 (615 amino acids)
Biological process (GO): protein polyubiquitination; positive regulation of proteasomal ubiquitin-dependent protein catabolic process; ubiquitin-dependent protein catabolic process
Cellular component (GO): ubiquitin ligase complex; cytoplasm
Molecular function (GO): zinc ion binding; ubiquitin conjugating enzyme binding; ubiquitin protein ligase activity
Source: RefSeq, a predicted model, not a curated record
GGGAGGAGCCACGGGAGCCUGUGUCCUCGACCGCUCAGUGGGAGGAGUCAACUGAUGGCGCUUCUGCUGAGCUGCAAUAAGAUAACGCACUAAGCGGAGGUAUGAAAAUUUAUUCAGAUAAAUGAGGAACUUUCUGGACUUUACAUGAGAAGUGAACAAUGACAUUGAUCAAGGAGUGCUGUUGUGAACCACUUUCCAGCGUCCUCACUAUGGUCUCUUGGCCAAUAUUCAGUGUCACUCCUUAAAGAGACAUAACACAGAGACAAAAGGGACCGACUCGCUGAUCAGCUCCAUAAAAUGAAGAGACCCAAGCAGCAGUCGCAGUCUCUCAGUUUUCUCAACUUCUUCAGCCGCAAGCCCAAAUCUGACCCCAAGAUUGAGAAGCCAUCUGGUACUUUAAACAAGGACGAGGUGGCCAUCACUCUUACACCCAAUGAGCAUGAGCAUGUGGAAAAAGACCAGGCUCGCAGUGAAAGGGGCAUUGGUGGAGAGGCCGGUGGGGAUAGAGGAGAUCUUGGGAAGGUUGAAGAAGCCGGAGUAGGAGAUGGCGGGCAAGGUGCUGAGUGUGGGAGCAGUGGUUCAAUGGGGGUACUGUCCUUAUCCUCCUCAAGUCAAGAACAGCUACUCGAGCACCUGGUCGAGUGCCCGCUCUGCCUGCUCAGUCAACCUCGCGGCCACUUCCCUCGUCUGUCCUCCUGCCAGCACCGAGCCUGCACCGAUUGCUUACGGCAGUACCUACGCAUCGAGAUCUCAGAGAGCCGCGUGGGCAUCGCCUGCCCGCAGUGCCCUGAAACUCUGGCGCUGCCUGACGUCCGUGCCAUCCUGGAUGACGGUGCUUUGCUGGAGCGUUUCGAAGAGUUCCAGCUGCGCCGCUUUCUGGCAGCUGACCCAGACACGCGCUGGUGCCCGGCACCAGACUGCAGCUAUGCUGUGAUAGCCAACGGCUGUGCCGAAUGCCCCAAGCUAAGCUGUGGUCGGGAAGGUUGUGAUACCGAGUUCUGCUACCACUGCCGGCAACUGUGGCAUCCAGACCAAACUUGUGACCAAGCCAGACGUCAGCGUGCCCGGCACACGUUAGGGGCCAAUGAUAUUUCCACACUUUACGUAUUCAACGAGGAACCAGGAGAUGCAGAGGAGAUCAAGCCCUGUCCCCGCUGUGGUGCCUAUAUCAUGAAGACUAAUGAUGGCAGCUGCAAUAGGAUGAAUUGUACAGUGUGUGCCUGUCAGUUCUGUUGGCUAUGUAUGCAGGAGAUCACGGACGUGCACUACCUCAGUCCCUCAGGCUGCACUUUCUGGGGAAAGAAGCCGUGGUCGCAGACCCGAAAGGUUUUGUGGCAGGUCGGCAUGCUGCUUGGGGCUCCGGUGGUGAUCUCACUAAUAGCAGGCAUUGCAAUACCGGUCAUCAUUGUGGGCAUCCCGAUAUAUAUGGGUCGCAAGGUCCACGGUCGAUGUAAGAAAAACAAUAUCUCAGGAAGUAAGCAUUACUUGACAGUGGCCAGUGGGGUCAUGAUGUCUGUGUUCGUGUCUCCAGUCAUAGCAGCCAUUACUGUAGGGGUGGGAGUGCCUCUUAUGUUGACGUAUGUCUACGGGGUAGUGCCCAUGUCUUUGUGCCGGAAUGGCUGGUGCAGACCACAAAAUGAACCCCCAGAAGUACGGAAUAUACAGCUGGAAGAUCUUGCCAAUUAUCUUCUAUUUUCUCAUGUAGUCAGUGACCAUUGGACCGGCCAGCCCAAUCCAGCUCUAACCGAAGGAAGGAUACAGGAAGUGAGUGUAAACAUUGAGGAAGUGCUGCCGAUUCCCAGCACCAGUAUGAUCCAGUCAGGAGAAAAGGACUCUGUUGAACCACCCAAUGACAGACAUAUUAACAACACUGAGCAGGACGUCCAGUCAGAUGAAGUGGAUGUAGUAGACGAAUGUGCUUACACGAGCACACAGACGUUUGCUCUGAGGGAAGGGACCAAUAUCGAGGUCCGUGUGGAGAUUGAGGCUCAGCCACGAGGAGGGCGGAAGCCAAGUCUCAGCAGUAUUCUGUCUAGCAAGAGCCUGUCUUCAGAAUCACUAGGCCAGCCCUGUGAACCUCUAUGUGCCUCUCAACAGACAGGGAGCGCAGACCCCUUGCCAGACCCUGAGACGGACAGUGUCUGAGAGACUCCUGUGAACCAACUGCUUUCACCACCCACCUCCACUCCCAUGUGCUUCCAGCCUCUGCCUGCUAAACGCGGAGAGUCAGCCAUGUGGAAACCAACAGAGAAGAGAGAGAGAGAGCAUGGAGAUGAAAGUCAAGGGCAGCUGCCAAAACGCCACAGAGGAUUAAAGAUGAUAAUAAAACAUGAAAUGACCAAGCGCAUGUUUGUCAACAACUUUGAGGAGUGCUAACCAGUUUUUUACCAUAGAAAACAUUGGCUAUUUGAAUGCUGGUCUAUUUCAUUUCUUUGAUUAGCUUUUCUUUUAAGCUACACUUUUCUAAAGCGAAUGAAGGCCAUAUGGUUUAUGUCCCCUGACUGUUUCCUACUGAAAAAAAACCCUUAAUAAUGGAUCAAUAGCAUGGUUUCUAUUGCAAGGGUGGUAGUCUGAUGUGACAUGACUAUCAACAUGGAAAAAUGCAGAUACUAUUUGGCUGAAGAUGAAUAUGCUUCAAGCUAAUGCUAACUUGGAAAUAAACAUUGUUUCCUAAUGGUGUUUAUCAGAGGCGUAGCCAGAACUUUUUUUUAGAGGUGGCCAGGAAAAACCCAGUGAUUUUAUUAGCGUAACCAAAAAAUCCUUAGAGACAGAAAUUCUUUAACUUCUACUGUAAUUUACACCAAUUCUUCAUUACACAUAGUUUGCUGGUCAAAAACAAACACAAAGAACGUAAAGUAAACAAUUUAUUUGCAAUGCUUUCAUGUGCUAGCAUUAUUUUAAAAUAAUUUGCUAGCUAUCAUUUGCAGUAAGUAAGAAUUUUUUAUAGAAAAUAAACAUUGCAGUACCCCAACUUAAACUUUCGCGAAAAUGUAAUUAAUGAAUGAAAUCCAGUUAAACAAGACUGAUUUUACUGACCUGAUCCUUCUGCUCGCGAUGAACUUCCAUGGUACACAGACAGUACACUGUCAUGAAGCGGUUAGCAGCUGUUCAGCUAUAGCGCUCAGACUGUUUGAGUCAGUGCGUCAGCGUAUGACAUCAUAUAACGCUAGAGCAAUGUUCUAGCGUUACUUUCAGUGCAUACGCUAAAUGAUCUGCGCAGCACUCCGUAAAAUCCGACAUACAUCUUAAUACUACUUCGCACAACAGAGGUGGCCAGAUAGGUGGCCAUCCAUCAUUCAGGCGUAGCCGUGGCCACCCAUGGCCACCAUGUAGCUACACCCCUGGUGUUCAUUCAUUUGAAGGAUCCAAGUUGUUGUUGCAUUUUCAUGAAGAAGAAGCAAAAUUUGUGGGAUUUGGGUUUAAAUUGAGAGCCCAGCGUCAUGCUGUUAGUAGCCUACUGUGUCUUGAAUUUGAUCAAUUUAGGUCAAAGUUUGUGAUCUUUGGGAAGGUAAACAUUAUAAGGACUGUUUUUAAAUGCUGCGUUGAAAGCGAAUGAAGCAGUGUCGAAUUGUUCUUAUUAGUCUUGUUUCUAAAACCACAAGUGUUUACUUUUGGUCUUUAUUUCCACAGUAAAGGCAUUUGUUUUUCCUUCAGAGUAUUUGAUGAACCAGGAGUUUAAAAAGCCCAGUAACUAAAGAGAUUACUUUAUCCCAUUCACUGUAGAGACUAGCCAAUACCUAAACUGUUUUAAGCUUCUGGUAUUAGAUAGCCUACUGGCCAGAGCCAACAGUUGAGUAAUAUAACCUAAACUUUAUUUUAUGGUGUUUUAUGACACUUAGAAUUGAAUGACCAGAAAAAAGCCCAAAUUUCAAAAUGUAGCUAAAUGACUUAGGGGAGGUUUUUUUAUGAACCAGAUGAACUUGAUGCAGAUUGGAAACAAUGAAUGAUACAGUACGCCAAUAAAAAAA